Molecule: messenger RNA, 2472 nt
Organism: Solenopsis invicta (red fire ant)
Lineage: Eukaryota; Metazoa; Arthropoda; Insecta; Hymenoptera; Formicidae
Product: peroxynitrite isomerase THAP4
Exons: 3
Coding region: 553-1068 (171 amino acids)
Source: RefSeq, a predicted model, not a curated record
UAUUUCACAGAUGUUUGAUUAAUUUUGUAAAUGCUUAUGCGAGAGUGAAUAAAAGCUUUAGAACAGUAGAAAAUGCACAGACCAAAUAGAUUAUUCGUUAUUUGAUAAUCCAUUGUGAUUAUAUGAGUAUCCGUGCGCAAGUUGCAUGACGAACGCAUCAUUAGUAACAUCAGAAAUUCCACAAAAUUGCGGUUGAAAAUUGGUACAUACAUAUAAUCAAGCAUAGGAGAGAAAAAGAGGCAAGAUGAAAAUUGUACAAACGUUGAAAAGAACAGAUCUCCUCUAUUUAAUAAUACAUGAAGCGUUUUUUCCCCGAUUGGCGAUCGCGAUUUCCGUUGCGAGAAUGAUUCGAUAAUAUCACAGAACGUUAUGUGGUAACGUAUAGUUUCGUAUAAUAAAUGAGAGAGUCUUGAAGGCGGUGCAAAGGUAUAAAAUACUGCGUUGGGGAAAUCUCACGCUGCAAUCUCAGUAUAAGAUACGGCAGCUAAACGUGUAGAUACGUAAACGUAAUCGGGAGUUUUAUUAGAUUUGCUAGCUACAACAGCCGCAAAGAUGCUGAUGAAGAUCCUGCCGUUGCACGAGCUGUUACACGUGCUGGCCUGGUUGGAGGGAACGUGGGUAACGGAUGAGCUCGCGGAGGGCACCUACCCGACCAUCAAGCCCUUCAACUAUUACGAUCAGAUAAACAUAACGUCGAUCGGUCAGCCGUUAUUAAACUACGUUGCGCAGAGUUGGCAUCCGGAAACGGGGAUACCGCUGCAUCGAGAGACGGGUUUCCUGCAGAUCUUACCAGGAACCAACAAGAUCGUUCUUAGCCUCAUUGAUAACAUAGGAUUGUUUACGGUCGAGCAGGGUGAUUUGGCGAACGACGGCAGCGGUAUCGUUGACUUGAGAAGCACUAACAUACUGACGACAGACGCGUCUGUACCGCAUUUUCCGACUUUAACGGAGACGCGUCGGGUGUACCAACGCAACGGCGACAACUUGGAGCUCGUCUUUUACAUGGCGACGUCGAAGACACCCGAGUUGGUGGAACAUUUGCGUGCAAAGUAUAAAAAAGUGGCAUAAAGAUUCGCGAAGGAUAUGUGUAUGUGUGUGUACACAGUACAAGAAGACAUGAAGAGCAGGAAAGAAUCUUUAAAUCUAUGAGUUAUCACUCUUCAUCCUUUUUGUAAUCAUUUAAAUAGAAAGCAGAAACAUCCUACAUUCUCUCGAAAAAUAUAUAAAUGUAAUUAAUAAAUAGCAGCAUAGACUCCGUUUAUUAAUGCAGCGUAGUGGUUUAUAUAUAUAUAUAUAUAUAUAUAUAUAUAAAUCACUACGCUGCAUAUAUAUACACACACAGGGUGUUUCAGAAAUAGUUGGCCAAACUUUCACUCAUUGUAAGGAUAAAAAAAAGUUAUAUAAACAUGGGUUCGAAAAUGUUUUCUUUCCAAGUUAUAAACAUUUUUUGAUUUUACAGAAAUUGCUGGAAAUAAUUUCCUUUCGCAUCAAUACAUGCUUUGCAUUGACGUCGCAUGGAUUGUCGAAAACGUUCAAAAAAUUUUUGGAGUAUUUCGUAUUUUUUCACACAGCAAUAAUACUAUUUCAAAGUACAGUAGCAACAGAAGUAUCAUACAUGAGAGUCUUAAGAUGCCCCCAUAAGUAAAAAUUCAAAGGGUUUAAAUCGGGAAAACGUGCAAGUCAAGCAAUGGGUCCUCCUUUACCAAUUCAUGUAUUGAUGUAAUUAUUAUUCAGGAACUCUCGAGCAAUGCGGUUGAAAUGUGCUAGAGCUCCAUCAUGCAUAAACCAAAUUUGAUUGCGUAUCUGUAGUGGAAUGUCUUCUAAUAAUAUAGGGAGUUGCGUUUCCAAAAAUUGUCUGUAGUUGUUAUUAUUAAGUGUAGGUGAAAAAAAUCGGUCAAAAAAAAAAUUUCGGAAGGAAAUCAUUUCCAACAAUUUUUGUAAAGUCAAUAAAAAAAUGUUUAUAACUUGGAAAGGAAGCAUUUUCAAACCUAUGUUUAUAUAACUUUUUUUCAUUCUUACAAUGAAUGGAAUAUGCUCUUAAAGUUUGGCCAACUAUUUCUAAAACACCCUGUAUAUAUAUAUAUAUAUAUACACACAUAGUUAUACGCCUACUCUUAUUUCGCUUUUAUCAAGGUGAAUCAACUAACUGGAAGGUUGCGGGUCGGGGCAUACGAUAGCUAGGAGAAAAUUUGCGACUGGCACGCGACGUGACCGCAUAGAGAACUGCGCCACAGAUUGCAUCCUUAAGUGUAUCCUUUCACGCUCGAUCAAUGAAAUUUAGUAUAUUUCGUCGCUAACUAUCGCAAUAUAUGUGACUUUUAUCGAUUACGAUACUCUGUGAUAUUGCGAUUGACGUCGGAGUUACGCAUCGGAGUAGCCAACAUUUCUUGAUUACUAUUAUUAUUUCAUUCGCCUUAUUGUAUCUUUGUAAAAUGGAAUUAAUUGAAGUAAAGAAACAAAAAAUAAAAACUA